UUUAAAAUUGUUUGGCAGCUGAAUGAAACAGUUAAGUGCGGCAAGUGCGGUGAAGUGCGGUCACGAGGAGUUCCGCGUUACUCUCGUGAAAAAUGUCGAAUUUCCAAAAUGAAUAUAAAAGAAAACCGUCAGGUUUUGCGAACGUGGGCGAGCAACGCGUUUUUCGGGCGAUACAGCAUGAGAAGGAGCGUAAGAAACAAAGGGCUGCGAAGUUCGAUGGUAACCGUAACUUGAUGACAUCGGACGAAUCGAAUCGGAUAAGGAAUGAGGAAGUACCAGUAGCUAUCAAGCCCGAUCGUGCAACUAAAUUUUUGAAGUGGAAGCAGGAAAAAGAAAAGCGGAAGAGACUUGAGCAAACUAAGAAGAAACCAUUCGUGGUCGGUGUAGUACACCAUAAAAUAUAUUCCCCAGUUGUCAAAGAUUCAAACGAUUCAAAACCAAAACCGUGCUUACACCAAAUGAGACAUACUUAUAUACCUAAACUUGAUCCUGUCCCAAAGAGAAUUACUAAAGCGACAGAAAAGAGGUUGCAGAGUAAAGCAGCAGAAAAUAAAACAAAUACAAAAGUUCCGUUCAAAAUGCCAACAGCUAUCAACAAAGAUAAGGAAGAUAAGAAAUUGGAACAGUCCUUCAGUGUUAGCAGCGUUAAAGUUAAAUCGACUGAGGAAACGCCUGUACGUUUAUUCGGUCGAGUGACCAUGGAGACCAUGACACCUGUUCCAAGUAAAUCAUUUAAAUCUCCGACCGUAGAAAUUUCAAAUCUGAAUAGCAGUAUUACAAAUGAUGUAAUACAGCCAGAUGAUGCAUCAAUGAUAGAUGCGAAGAAUUAUCUUCAUUGCACUGAAGAUAGUUCUAUAGAAGCUGUUGCAUUGCACUUGUCGUCUGAUGAAAAGGAGACACUUAAUCGCGACAGCGGUGACGAUAAUAAUGAAAAGAAGACUAAUAACAGCAUUAUAAGUAAUAGGUUCUUGUCGGAUUCUCUCUGCGAGCCGGUCUUUUAUUCGCCUUACGUAGUUUCCAGCCGUGGGAAAGACAACGCAAGGAAGGAACAGCAACUGAAACGUGGUUUCAGUUUAGGUCGCUCACCGAAAGAUGAUAUUCCUACAAAAGAAACCGUCAUGCAGAAUUUGAAUAUUUCCAUCGAAGAUGAGGAACGUACGGCACAGUACUUCCAGUUCCUUUUGAACCGGGAAAUAGAGAGAUUGAACGAGUUAUGCGACAAGUGGGCGAAGAUUCAAAAUGAACCGGAGACCACGGAAGAUGGCCGAUACGAGAUAAAUCAGGCUAUUGGCCAAACGAAUUUGUUGAUGAAUAAAAAGUUCGAGAGAUUCAGGAGGCUGGUCGCGGAUUGCGAAACAGGCAAGGGAGAAAUGUUGGUCACGUGUAAAGACUUGCAAGGAUUUUGGGACAUGAUGUAUAUAGAGAUAGAAAAUUGCGACGAGAGGUUCGAGAAAUUAGAGAAGUUGCGUGCACUGGGAUGGGAACAGGUCGAAUCUCUUAUCAGGAAACCAGUUGUUAAGAAGAGGAACGUUGCGAAGAAGAAAGUUGCACCCACGAAAUCGAGUUCCCUCAGGAGUUUCUUGGCACGGAAAAGAAACAUGGCGAUUGAGACAAAGAAUGUCGAGUCGAUAGAAGCUGAGUCUAAACCAGAGAACAGCGGAAACAGAAGCAUCAACGACAAAUUUACGCGAAGAUCUUUGUCGACGAAUCCCAGCCCGGUGAAAUCUAUUAGCAAACGAUCGAGUUUAUUACGAAAGGUACAGCUGUCCGAAAAUUCAAAGAAGAUAAAGAGCCCAUUGAUGUUAAUGAAGAUCAGUCAAAUGUGUAAAACGCCAGUGGUCAUGCUGGACGACACGAUAUCGUAUAUUAAUUCUGAUCAAACGCCUGCGAAGAGUAUACUCAAGCAAUCGAAGAAUUCCGCUGAGACGGAAUCUCGAAAGCUACCAAACAAAGUUAACUUUGAUGAUCAAGUGAUAUUGAACGAUAUACCGGUUGAUGAAGAGACUCAGGUAAAAUUGAGUUUGGCAGCGGCGUUGACCAGAAUAGACAGCUUGAACCUCGACUCUCCGGAUGAAUUCGUUUUUAAAGCAGAAAGGAAACUCAAUUUCGAUGACAGCUUCGACGAACGUAGAGAUAACGACAUUACACCGAACAACACCUUAAGUAAAUCAAGUUCUGACCCAGAGGAAACAGAAAAACAGCCGCAAGAAUCGAAAAGAAACCGGAACACACCAAGGAGGGGCAUCAGAAGGCAAAACGCCGUCGAUACAGACGUUGAGAAAUUAGAUCGAACUGGGAUUUCCUCAGAUAAUAUAGAAGACACUACUUCGUUAUCGCACGCUCGUACCUCGGCGCCGUUUACAGAAAUUAAAGGCGAUGUAAAUGCAUUAGAACAAGAACAGAAUCUUGUGAGCGAGAAGGGCGAGACGAGUGAAAACGAUGGAAGUAUUCGGAUCCUGAGAAACAGAACCAUCGCGCCGUCCGAUACAACCAGUGCUCGAAAAUCGAAGAAAGUCAAUAUACAGGAGCCAGAGUCGAAAGAGAAUGAAAUACCUCAAAGGAAGAGGAGAAGUUCUGCUGCGAUUAACAGCAACAAAAAUGAAGAAGUUAACAAAGUUACUCCAACCGAUAACGGAUUAGGAGGUACCAAGAGGAGGUCUACGAGAAACGUGAAAUUCUCAGAGUCAGAGGACAAUAAUAUAAUGAAUAAACCAGCAUUACCGAUGACUCCCCACGUUAAAAGCAGUAGGAAAUCUAGCAGGAAGUCUCUAAGCGUGGAUAGCUCUCUGUCGUUGGAAAUACCUGGGAGACCUCCAGAACGAGUUCGAAGGUCUCAAACGAAAAGAUCAACAAACACACCGCAGAUUGACGCUUGAGCUUUUUAUCGAUGAUCAUGCAUGCGAACGAUUAAAGUUUUGUGUUGAAUGUUUUACCACUACGACUUGUUAUGCUCUUUUAUUUUUUAACUUUAAAAUAUUUGUAUUCCGAAUAUAUGUUCAAGAGUUAGCAUUUAAUGUUUCAGGCUAUAAUAUAGAUUUGUUAAACGAGAAACAGUGAAAUCUAUAUAAGCGGUUCCAAGACUGUACAGUAUAAUAUGUUAAUAACACCUUUCAGUGCGUUAUAGGCAUAUAUCUUUGUAAAAUUGAUAAGAAUGCAUUUUAUAAUAAAGAUCAAUAUUAGUAUAAA
This is a messenger RNA of Ceratina calcarata, 3186 nucleotides long. RefSeq names its product disks large-associated protein 5-like. The coding region runs from base 93 to 2876 and encodes 927 amino acids. The record is from RefSeq and is a predicted model, not a curated record. Gene Ontology annotation, biological process: chromosome segregation; kinetochore assembly; signaling. Lineage: Eukaryota; Metazoa; Arthropoda; Insecta; Hymenoptera; Apidae. Gene Ontology annotation, cellular component: nucleus; cytoplasm; spindle pole centrosome. The transcript has 4 exons. Gene Ontology annotation, molecular function: microtubule binding.